UGUGCUCACGCACUCCAUUUAACGGAUUGUAUGUGGGGUGAACGUAGAAUAAGAGGAAAUCAUGCAAGGGUUGUCGUAGGAGCCGACCGAGGACCCUUUACUUUUUCACAGGAUUUUUUUCAUGCUUUUAUCUAAUUUUACCCUGAACGACAAUGCUUUACUUUCAGUUGGUGAUCAUGGCAGGGACUGUCAUGCUGGCAUAUUACUUUGAGUACACCGAUACGUUCAACGUGCACGUCCAGGGCUUUUUCUGUCAUGAUAAUGCCUACACUAAGCCCUAUCUUGGACCAGAGGAGUCCAGUGCGAUCUCACCAGCUGUCCUGUACGCGGUGGUCACAGGGGUCCCCGCACUUGUGAUCACAGUGACAGAGUCAGUGCUGUUCUUGCUGCAGUAUGUCUCUGAGGAUCUAGACAACAGGGAGAAGAUCAUUGUGAUGGGGGACUGUUGUUACCUCAACCCCCUGGUCCGAAGGACAUUUCGCUUUCUUGGUGUGUACGCCUUUGGCCUCUUUGCCACUGACAUCUUUGUCAAUGCUGGGCAGGUGGUAACAGGAAAUCUGUCUCCAUACUUCCUGACGGUGUGCAAGCCCAACUACACUGCACUGGGGUGCCAACAGGUGGUGCGCUUCAUCAACCAACAGGAAGCCUGCACAGGCAAUGAGGAUGACAUUCUGCGUGCUCGCAAAUCCUUCCCAUCCAAAGAGGCAGCCAUCAGUGUUUAUGCUGCUCUGUAUGUUGCUAUGUACAUCACAUGCUCAGUGAAGGCCAAAGGGACACGGCUGGCCAAGCCGGUGCUUUCUCUGGGGCUCAUGUGUCUGGCCUUCCUAACAGGGAUUAAUCGUGUGGUGGAGUACCGCAACCACUGGUCUGAUGUCAUCACUGGCUUCAUCAUAGGAGGAGCCAUUGCUGUGUUUAUGGUGGUGUGUGUGGUGAAAAAUUUCAAAGGAAAGCCCUUACUGGGUGAGAUACCGCCAGAGGAGAGUGUGUCCAGUGGUCCCAUGAUCACUAAGCCGAGGAUGGAACACACUAUGGAGAAGUACAUAGCCUCCCAGACUCCCAUCACUUAUGCUGAGAUCACAUGACAAUGAAAAGACGGCAAACAUAAAAAAGCUGUGGACAAUGUUGCUGCUAUCUGAUGCAACAUCUUACUUCGAGAGCAACGUCGAUAUGUGCUAUUUUUACACUUCUAUUUUCAAGUGUGUGAAAAGAUUGUUGAUUCCUUGUUUGUCCUCCUUGUUACUUUUUUUGUUGAAAAUUAUUAUGAUUGGGUCACAUCCCUAUUUUUAUACAAACAUUUCACUUUUAACAUUUUUGUGGUUGAA
This is a messenger RNA of Myxocyprinus asiaticus (Chinese sucker), 1322 nucleotides long. Its product is annotated as phospholipid phosphatase-related protein type 5-like. NCBI's taxonomy places the organism in Eukaryota, Metazoa, Chordata, Actinopteri, Cypriniformes, Catostomidae. The transcript has 6 exons. Gene Ontology annotation, molecular function: phosphatidate phosphatase activity. Gene Ontology annotation, biological process: signal transduction; phospholipid dephosphorylation; phospholipid metabolic process. The record is from RefSeq and is a predicted model, not a curated record. Bases 153 to 1082 code for a protein of 309 amino acids.